UCAUUCUGUUGUAUAUUUCAGUCUCUAGAAAGAAUUAUGUUUAUUGUGGGAUUUCGUUUGCUUGCCUGAUUUGGUUUCCUGUUCCCGCGCGCCACGAGGAAAAUGAAGCCCAAGCCGUCGGAGGAAACCUCACCGCUGCAGAAGAUUCCGUGCUCAGUGGGUGGGGUUGAUGAAACGAGGAAAAAGUUGAGUGGCUGCAAGUCGCUGAAAGACUUGAAAGCCCGUCUGACGAACCUGUCCAAUGAUACCAGCCCUGGAUCUCCGUCUAAACGUUUGCAACAGGCGCUUUCUGGAAUGCAAUGUGUCUCUGGAUCUUCGAGUCCCGCGACGAAAAAAUCUGAAAUCCAGGAAUUUGGUGAACUUUUGAUUCCUGCGAGUCCUGUCAAGACGUCCUCGUGCUCCCCGUUCAAGUUCGCGUCUGUACGGAAGAAUCUUCGACACGAUAUCCCGAAUCCUGUGUCACCUACUCGCUUGUACGACGAUCGUGAAAUGCGAACCACCUACGACCCGUUCCCACUGCCGCAUCACAUGCUGGAAUUGGAAGAACGAUUCAAAGAUUUCGACUAUGUCUUGUCAGUGGCUCACGGGCGAUCGAGGAAACCAGUCCCGCUUUGCUAUCUCCGUGACAUGAUCAAGAGUAUGAAGAACUGGCCGGUGACGCAUUUGAUUCUGGCCAGGUUUCGCACGGUGUAUCCGGACGCGUUUGUUGCGACGAAGAUCGGAGAGGGCAAGGACGACGUGACGGUGUUGCCGGUGUAUGACGAAGACGUUAGCCCGAGUUUGCUUGUAAAGCGUGUCAAAGUGUUCAGGGAAAAUCUGAUCGAGAUUGCGAAAUUGCGUCAUGAUGUGUUCCUAAAGAGCUUGAAACCGCAAGUAAUGGUAUGCAUUUCUGAAGUGCGUCGCUGGCACCCUCAAUAUCGGUAUGACACCAUGAUCCAAGUAGAUCCCGCGGCAGAUUUUCCGCAUCUUACCGAAAUUCCCACGGAAAAGCCGAGGGUGAAGAGAAAUCUGUUCCAGACGACGGAAGAGGAGACAAAUCAGGACGUGUCUCUUCUUUUUAAUGAAUCUCUCUUGGAGAAGAUACGAAAAAAGGAAACUGAGGCUCAUCGGAGAUUCAUUAUGAGGUCAGAGGAAGACGCUAAGCGUUUGCGAAUGAUGCAGCGUCUGCCGGAAAUCGUUCGUGUGCUGCAUCCGAUUUUCGUCGCUGCAAAGUUCAAGUCGUUGAUGGUGGACGAUGUUCUUGAGAAACUGAAGCUGAACUUCCCUGCUUUAUUUUUGAAGGAGGUUUUGAUGCAACAUCUUGAACUGCUGUCUGAUGAAACGCAAGAAUACAAAGUUGAUGGAGCCCCUGCUAUAUCCUUGCUGGGAUUGAGAAGCAAUGGGAAUGUCAAAUACCUCCGGUUCAACAGCGGCAUGAAAGUCUCUGAAAUUCAGUCACUCUUUGAGAAGAGAAUCGCAGUUUUGGAGAAGGAGUGA
This is a messenger RNA of Notodromas monacha, 1476 nucleotides long. The record is from the annotation of a GenBank genome assembly. NCBI's taxonomy places the organism in Eukaryota, Metazoa, Arthropoda, Ostracoda, Podocopida, Cyprididae.